Molecule: messenger RNA, 2934 nt
Organism: Homalodisca vitripennis (glassy-winged sharpshooter)
Lineage: Eukaryota; Metazoa; Arthropoda; Insecta; Hemiptera; Cicadellidae
Exons: 3
Coding region: 1-2934 (977 amino acids)
Biological process (GO): DNA integration
Molecular function (GO): nucleic acid binding
Source: RefSeq, a predicted model, not a curated record
AUGACUCUAGCAGAUUUUAAUUUUAACUCACCAGGGCCAAUAGACAUGCUCAUAGGAGCAGAGCUCUUUUUUAGUUUAUUGUGUGUUGGACAGGUGAGACCACACAGAUCGGCGCCAAUUUUCCAAAAGACAUCAUUAGGUUGGGUCGCCUCUGGUAGGGUUGCUACUAGGAAACAACAACCAACCUUGACAUGCAAUUUAUCUAUAGAUGAUCAAGUAACAAGGCAAGUGCAACGUUUCUGGGAAAUUGAAGAUUGUGACGUUCACACAUCCCCAGCCAGUCAAACUACCACGUGUGAACGGAUGUACACAGAAACAACGUACAGGAAUUCUACAGGCAAAUAUGUAGUUAACUUGCCAUGUAGUGAUGACAUAAAUAGUCUAGGUGAGUCCAAGAAAACAGCUGAAUCUCGAUUUAGUCAACUGGAAAGAAAAUUAGAAAGAGAUCCCAAUCUACAUGCAGCAUAUUCACAAUUCAUGAAUGAAUAUGAAGCACUAGGGCAUAUGGAAGCGGUGGAACCCAACGUGAAGCCAGUUGGUCCAGUAUAUUACAUUCCGCAUCUACCUGUCGUUAGAGAAGACAGUUCAACAACGAAGCUCAGAGUUGUAUUUGAUGCUUCGGCCAAAACGAGCAGUGGUCGAUCAUUAAAUGACUGUCUUUUAGUUGGUCCUACCAUUCAGCAAGAUGUCUUCUCAAUCUUAGCAAGAUUUCGAUAUCAUACAUACGUAUUAAGUGCAGAUAUAGAGAAAAUGUACCGCCAGGUAUACAUUAAUGAGAAACAACUGGACUUACAGCGCAUACUAUGGAGACAAGGUAGAGAUCAACCUCUAAAAGUCUAUAGGUUAAAAACUGUCACCUAUGGUACAGCAGCAGCACCCUUCUUAGCAAUCAGGACCCUCCAUCAACUGGCCACAGAUGAACGAUCAACAUAUCCUAUAGCCUCAUCUAUAGCGCUAUCAGAUUUCUAUGUAGAUGAUCUUAUGACAGGUGCAAAAACACUCGAGGACGCUAAAGUCAUUCAAACACAAAUGUCGCAAAUGCUUAACUCAGGAGGAUUUAAUUUAAGAAAAUGGAAUUCAAAUUCGAAGGAAUUGUUGGAAACAAUCCCAGAUAAAAAUAGAGCGAAACAAGAACAAAAUAAACAGUACAAAGUGCUUGGUAUGUGGUGGAACUCUGAGACCGACAUGUUCCAUUACGCAUCUACUGAGAGAAAGCCACAUGACAAGAUAUCAAAGCGUUCUGUUCUGUCAGAAAUAGCCAGUUUAUUCGAUCCUUUAGGACUUUGUAGGGCCUGUAGUUUUGAAAUUCAAACUGUUCAUGCAAGAGUUGUGGGUAAGAGAUGUCCAUUAACUACAGAAGAGCUCAACCAUGCCACAAAUCAUCUCAUCAGAGCAGAACAGGAACAUUACAUGAGAGAAGAUUAUAAUAGGCUCAUGGAAGGAAAGAAGAUUAGGAAAGACAGUCCAUUGUGGAAUCUUCAAUCUUUUUUUGGUCCCGAGAAACUCAUCAGAGUAGGCGGGAGAUUAAAACAUGCAGAAAUCAAAAUAGAUCAAAAACAUCCCAUUGUUUUACCAUACAAGUCACAUCUAACAGAACUUAUUUUUCGUCAUGAGCACAUCAGACUUCUGCAUGCGGCACCUCAACUGCUGCUUGCAUCGUUGCGGCAACGAUAUUGGCCCCUUAAUGGACGAAAUUUAGCAAGACGUACCAUACACAGUUGCGUCAAGUGUUUUAAGGCUAAUCCAAAAACAACGCAACCUCAGAUGGGUGACUUACCAUCAGAUCGAGUACGCCCAUGUCGACCUUUCAGUAAUACUGGCACUGAUAUCAGCGGCCCAGUAUAUAUUAAAGCCUCAAAAAGACGAAACAGUCCUACAUCGAAGGGAUACAUAGUGAUAUUUGUAUGUCUUGCAACCAAAGCUGUACAUUUAGAAGUAGUAACAGACAUGACCAGUGAAGCAUUUAUAGCAGCAUUCAAGAGAUUUAUUUUACGACGAGGAAUUGUUACAAACAUGUACUCGGACAAUGGCACCAAUUUCGUAGGCGCAGAGAGAGAGCUUCGAGAGCUUCAAGAUCUGUUUACAAACGAAGAACAUCAGAGAAGAAUCGUCGAAGAAUCAACCGCUCACCUCAUUAAGUGGCACUUCAUUCCACCCCGAUCCCCUCAUUUCGGAGGCUUAUGGGAAGCUGCUGUUCGGUCAGUGAAACAUCAUUUGAAACGAGUUGUAGCCAACGCCUCACUCACCUUCGAGGAAUUUUACACUACUUUAACAAUGAUUGAAGCUUGCUUGAACUCUCGUCCUCUCACUCCCCUUUCCACUGACCCAAAUGACCUUUCACCAUUAACCCCUGGUCACUUUCUCACUGGUGAUGCUUUAACCGCAUUACCUGAACCGAACAUUUGUUACAUUCAAUUAAACAGGUUGUCACAUUGGCAGGGGACACAGCAGAUUGCGCAGCACUUUUGGACACGAUGGUCCAAAGAAUAUCUGUCUCUCUUACAACAACGGCCAAAGUGGAGAUCAGAAGCAGCCAACAUCCAGCUCAAUCAACUAGUUCUCCUGAAAGAAGACAACUUGCCCCCUCUCAAGUGGGUUACAGGUCGAGUGGUGGCGGUCCAUCCUGGAGCGGACAAUAGGAUCCGAGUUGCCACCGUAAAGACGUCGUCUGGCACCUUCAGGAGAGCAGUCAACAAGCUAUGUAUCCUCCCCCUAGAACCUAAUACAGUGCAAGAGUGUCGCCUGGAGGUAUGGAGUUCUUGUUCUCAGGGCGUGGGAGGCGACAGAGCUUUCACUCCCAUUGUUAGAGGUGGCCUUCCACGAACCAAGGGAUGUUACCCCCAGGUUUAUGGUAGGGUCGCUUCAGGGCGGGAGGGGCUGGCCCUCACGCCUCGUGGGAGCAAGAAAGAACCUUUACUUGGGACAGGGGCCUAG